Salvelinus fontinalis (brook trout) is the source of this 2927-nucleotide messenger RNA. RefSeq names its product DNA topoisomerase I mitochondrial (gene top1mt). Gene Ontology annotation, biological process: chromosome segregation; DNA topological change; DNA replication. Gene Ontology annotation, molecular function: DNA binding; DNA topoisomerase type I (single strand cut, ATP-independent) activity. Lineage: Eukaryota; Metazoa; Chordata; Actinopteri; Salmoniformes; Salmonidae. Bases 147 to 2675 code for a protein of 842 amino acids. The transcript is spliced from 23 exons. The record is from RefSeq and is a predicted model, not a curated record. Gene Ontology annotation, cellular component: chromosome; nucleolus.
UUGAAAACUUUCAGGUGUCGUGAGUUCUCAAUCUCAUCGAGAGUGUAAUGGACACGAUUGUGAAUUGAGAACACGGACAACUCUGUUUACAGACUUAAUUGUUAAGGUUUAAGGCUACCUACAUUUUGUAUGGUCACAUUUGAGUGAUGAAACUGGAAGGCAAUGAAGGGCAUGGAGGAGCCAAAACAUCCAGCAGGAAAAGAACAGCAUCAGAAUCUAAGAGGGAUGAGAGCCCAACAGACAGGAAGAGGAGUAAGGAUGGGGAAAGGGACAAAAAAGAGGAAACCGAGCUGAAGCACAAGGCGAAGCACUCCAGUUCUAAGCAUCCUCGUAAACCUCUGCAGGAGCCGAAGAUCACAAGUUCUGGGGGCUUAAAAGCUGUCUCGGAGAACAACCAUGCAGAUGUGAAGACCAAAGGUGUAGCCAUGGAUGCAUCACUACCUUCUGAAAAGAACACCAUUGACUUAAACAACAAUAUCUCUGCCAAGCACACGGAAUCAGAUGAGAGGAAAGUGAUCAAGACUGAGAUACGGGAAGUUGACUUGUUUGCACCAAUUGAGCAUUCAGAUAUGGAGAGCUCUGACAAAAAAUCCAAGAAAACUGGGCAUUCACAAAAAGAUAACAAACACAAGCACAAAUCUAAAAGUGGCAAAAAGGGACACCACGGGACAGACGAGAAAAAUCCUGAGCAGAGAAAAGUUGGUGAAAUAUCAGCUAACAGUUCCGAUGUCAACUCUAAAAAGAGGAAGAGCAAAGAUUCAUGUGAAACGAAUGUUCUACCGACCGGUGACAGUAAAAAAGAAACUGCCGUAAAAAAGGAGAAUACCAAGAAAGAAAGGGAGAAAAAAGAUAGACGUGGUAAAGACACAAAGACAACCGGUAAAAAGAAGCCAGAAGGGAAAGAGGAAUCUAAGAAGAAGAAAAAAGAUGGAGAUGAUGGGAAGUCCAAGAAGGGUGGGAAAAAAGAAGGGGAGGACAGUACAUGGAAAUGGUGGGAGGAAGGUAAUUCCAACAACGGGAUCAAAUGGACCACGUUGGAACACAAAGGUCCACUUUUCCCACCAGAAUACGAACCAUUACCAAAUAAUGUGUCUUUCUUUUACAAUGGGAACCCAAUAAAACUGUCUUUGCCUGCUGAGGAAGUAGCCACGUUUUACGCCAAGAUGCUGGACCAUGAGUACACAACCAAGAGUUCCUUCCAGGAGAACUUCUUCACCGACUGGAGAGAGGAAAUGACAGUAGAGGAGAGGGAACAGAUCAAGAAGUUGUCGAAGUGUGAUUUCACACAUAUCAACAAGUACUUCCUGGAUAAGUCUGAGGAGAAGAAGGCUAUGACUAAAGAACAAAAACAGGUCCUGAAAGAGGAGAACAACAAGCUGACGGAGGAGUAUGGCUUCUGUGAGCUGGACGGUCACCGGGAGAAGAUCGGGAACUUCCGUGUGGAGCCUCCGGGGCUGUUCCGUGGCCGGGGAGAACACCCCAAGAUGGGCAAGAUGAAGAAGAGGAUCCAGCCAGAGGAAAUCACCAUCAACUGCAGCAAAGGCUCCAAUAUUCCGGUGGCCCCAAAGGGCCACAGGUGGAGGAAGGUGCAGCAUGACAACACAGUGACCUGGCUAGCCUCCUGGGUGGAGAACGUCCAGGGCAACUUCAAGUACGUCAUGCUCAACCCCAGCUCCAAACUCAAGGGGGAGAAGGACUGGCAGAAGUACGAGGUGGCUCGUAAACUCAAGCUGAAGGUGGAGACCAUCAGGAGGCUGUACCGUGAGGACUGGAAGAACCGAGAGAUGAAGACCAGACAGAGAGGAGUGGCUCUCUACUUCAUCGACAAGCUGGCCCUGCGAGCGGGGAAUGAGAAGGAGGAGAGUGAGACAGCGGACACGGUGGGCUGCUGCUCUCUGAGAGUGGAACACAUCACCCUGCACCAGGAGAAGGGGGGCCAGGAGUUCAUGGUGGAGUUUGACUUCCUGGGCAAAGACUCUAUUCGCUAUUAUAACGAGGUGCCUGUGGAAGGCAGGGUUUUCAAGAACCUGAAGCUGUUCAUGGAAAACAAGGAGCCUGAGGAUGACCUGUUUGAUAGAAUAAAUACUACCUACUUGAACAAGUACUUGAACCAGUCCAUGCCGGGGCUGUCAGCAAAAGUGUUCAGAACCUUCAACGCCUCCACCACUCUGCAAGAACAGCUCAACAAGCUCACCACUGCUGACAUGAGUCUGGAGGAGAAACUGCUGUCCUAUAACCGAGCCAACAGAGCUGUGGCCAUUCUCUGUAACCACCAGAGGGCAGCACCCAAGACCUUUGAGAAAUCCAUGCAAAACUUGCAGGACAAGAUUGCGCAGAAGCAGCAACAGUUAGAUGUGGCCAAGAAGGAGCUGAAAGAAGCCCAAAAAGAGCACAAGAAGGGCGGAACUGAGAGGACCAGGAAGCUUGUUGAGAAGACGGAGUCUGUGGUGAAGAGGCUGGAGGAACAGCUGAAGAAACUCCAGCUGCAGAUGACUGACAGGGAGGAGAACAAAAUCAUUGCUCUGGGCACGUCCAAACUCAACUACCUGGACCCCAGGAUAUCAGUGGCCUGGUGUAGGAAAUUCAAUGUGCCAAUCGAGAAGAUUUACAACAAAACCCAAAGAGACAAGUUUGCUUGGGCCAUUGAUAUGACUGAAGAAGAUUUUCAGUUUUGAACUGUCGCCCUGUCAGCUAGACAGAUUUUGCAUUGUUUAAUUUCCUGUAACUUUUUUUUAUGUUCCCUUUAUAAUUUCAACUACUUAGGUCUUUAUUUGUUGUUGGUUACUAGCAGUGUUUGUUUUCUGACUUGACAACGCGCACAUCUGUGAGAAUUAAUCAGUUAUAAUAGACAAGGAACAUUUUGUGUUUAAGAUUUGUUUCCUUUGUUAACAAUAGUAAAUGUGUGAAAUAAAAUACCUUUUCAUUGA